Molecule: messenger RNA, 2683 nt
Organism: Biomphalaria glabrata
Lineage: Eukaryota; Metazoa; Mollusca; Gastropoda; Planorbidae
Exons: 8
Coding region: 69-2174 (701 amino acids)
Source: RefSeq, a predicted model, not a curated record
UUAAUGACAUAACCUCAUAGUCAUUACAAAAGUCAACUAAGAUUUUUGUUACUAAAUGUUGUCGUUAAAUGACUCCAUUUACUGAAUAUAAACAGAGCGCAGCUUGUUCCAAGUAUGUGACAUCUCUUAUGAUUCCUCCUAUCAUUGCUGGAAAACCACUAUAUUCAUUUCUUGAUACAAUGGGAUCAAAAUUGUCAAGAUGCUGUAGCAAAGGAAAACAGGGAGAAGAGAACAAUAAUGAGCUCUGUAAUUCUGAAGACGAUUGUAAAUAUAGAAUAAAAGAGUGUCCUGAUUGGUGUGAGUACAUUUUGAAUAAUCAGAUAAAUGAUAAUGAAGUUCCACUAAUAGGUGAUCAUGAAACUCAGGAGUCAGAAGGUGGAGAAGCUGAUUUACAAAGACAUCGAGGUGAUUGUAAGAAGAACCCAGGUCAUAGAGAGUUUAUACCUGUUCAUACAUUCAAGUUGAAACAUUUACCUGAAGAUCAUCAAGAUAAUGAUUUGUAUGAACUCAUUAAGUCUACAGCUGACCUAACAGUUAGAGUUGGUGUUACAAUGGUCAGUCCACACAGACCAAAGUUUUGGCCAGGGACAACACAGCCAUAUCCUUUUUAUAAGAUGAGUGACACACAAAGCUUAAGGACGGGAAGUGGGUGUGUGUGUUAUAUGAACAAAUCUCAAGUUAAAGAUAAAAGAAAUACUAAUUACAGAAAGUGUUGGUGUAGGAAAUGUCAAAAUUCAGACUCGCCUAGCAAUAAUUGGUGGGGAGUUUACGUUAUCACAGCCACACAUGUGGUUUUUGAUGAUAUUGAAGCCAGACACACAAGUUUAAGAUUUUUUUAUGAUAAAGACGAUAGCCCAUUGGUCAGUGUUGAUAAAGUUAAUGUUGAAAGUGUGAGCAUAAAUUAUGAUGUGUGUUUUUUGAAAUGUGUGACAUGUGACAAAAAUGUAGGAAAUAAGCUGUUUGAAAUGUGGAAACAUUAUGACGAUGUCUUUGAAAAAGUCUCGAGAAAAUACUUUGAACCAAGAUUGCGACUUGAAAUAGACUUUGAAGUGUUACAUCCUUUUGAUCGUCCUAAACAGAUUAGAAUUUUUCAUUUGAAAGACGAAGAAAUGAGCAAUACUGACAUUUGUCUUCCAAUAGAUUGUUCUGAAAGUACUGUUGAAGAUUGUCUAGACGUUUUAGAGAAACACCUUGAAAACAACCUUGUGAAGAAUGAACAAUUUUUAAGUGAUCGUGAAAAUCAGAAGUCAGAAGGUGUAGAAGCUGAUCUAUACAAAUACAUUGUUGGCUCUAAGAAGAACGCAGUUAAUAGCAAUUUUAUACCCGUUGAUACAUUUACUAUAAAACAUCUUCCUCAAAGUUAUCAAGACAUUGAUUUGUAUGAUUUUAUCAAAACUAAAAUUGACAUGACAGUUAGAGUUGAUGUUAAAAUAGAUAGUCUAAACAGACCAAAGUUGUGGCCCAAAACAACUCAUCCAUAUCCAUUUAAUAGUAUGAGUGACCCAAUAAAUUUGAGGACAGGAAGUGGAUGUGUGUGGAAGGUACAUAAGUUUCAAAAUGGAAUCAAAGAAAAUGGAUUUAACGGACGUACUGACUACACAAAGUGUUGGUGUAGAAAAUGUGAAGUUUCAGACUUACCCAGCAUGGUUUGGUGGGAGAUUAGAGUGAACACUUCAACACAUGUGGUUUUUGAUGACAUUGAAGCCAGCCACGCGACCUUGAGAUUUUUUUAUGAUAAAGAUGAUAGUCCAGUGGUCGUUGUUGAUAAGGUCAGCGUUGUAGAUGUUAACAUUGAGCAUGAUAGGUGUAAGUUAAAGUGUGUGACAUGUGACACAAAUUUAGGAAAUAAACUGAUGGAUAUGUGGAAAAAUUUUGAAAAUGCUUGGUGGAAAGUUCGAAACAAAUACACUGACUUUAGUUCUAAACAUAAGUUAAACUUUAUAGUGUCACAUCCUCACGGAUGUUCUAAGCAGGUCAGUGUUGGUCAAUGGAUAAACAAACAAAAAGUAAGUGAUAGGAGAUCUAAGUUUACUUAUACAACGUGUACAUGUCCAGGAAGUAGUGGAGCACAGGUUCAUUGUGUGGGGUAUAAUGAUUAUUUUUGCUCUGGUCUUGUCCACAGUGGAAGUUUAGUAUUUGGAUUAAAUUACAGUGGCGCUGGUUGGGUAUUGUGAAUUGUUUUCCUUGUUACUUAACUUGUCAAAGUUAAACAUGAAAAUGGCUUUAAUAACAUUUUACAAUCUUAAAAUGGAAAUUUAUAAAUCAAUUGUCUAUACAUUAUUGCUAUAAAUACAAUUUUUACUUUCUAAAAAUAUUAUAAUAUUUAUAUAUUGAUUUUCAAAAUACACGUUGUAGGGAUAUAGCUCAAAGAAAUAGAAAAAAAAAAUUUUAUGUUAUUUUAAUAAAGACAAAAAGAUUGAAAAUAAAUAACUCAAAGAUGUAUAUAUAUAUUUUUUAAAUGUUAUUUUACAACUUUAAUGUAAUGAAAAAUAUAGAUAUUAAAAAUUAGUAUGUGUUAUGUGAAUUUGCCGCUUGUCGUUUGUCGUAAACGUGUUAUAAUUUUUUUUGAAUCUAAAUGCAUUGGUUGUGCUCACAUUCAGACCUUCAUACAAAGUCAAUUUGAUUUUGAUGAUACUGAAUAUAUUUUCGGUUCAAUUAAUAUCACAUUCAAAUGUAAAUCAUC